AUGGCGAGAUUGAGAUUGAGAUUGGCCAUGGAGGGCGAGAUUGAGAGUACGAACGCGGGGAGGAGAUCGUACGAGGAGGAAUGGCAGCGAGCGACGAAAGGCAGGAGUACGAGCAAAACAUCGACACAACACACAUACCCACACAUCCACACACCCACACGAGCGGCAGCGCAACAGGAGCAACACACAACAACCAUACCUACCCGCACAACAAGAGCCGCGACACGAACAACGACACACGACGCUGGCGAGCAGACCGUCGUACACAUCGACUGCUGCAUUCUCAAUGCGUUGCAGCCGCGACAGACUGGAGGGAGGCAGGCAUCCAGAUCCACCACAACCAUCCAGGCCGUCAACAAGCUCCACCCAAUGCCAUGUCCAAUGCGAAUGCAAAUAAGGAGGUGGCCGCCCAGAGCUCUUCAUACGACGACAUCUGCGCACCGAAAAAUUGCCAGCCCACCAACAGCACAAGGAUCGGCCAUUGACUGCGCCCACAAACAACCAACAGUGAAUGCCUCCGCCGCCUUCAACCGGCGACAAUGCGAAUACUGUCAACCGUGUCCCAAUGAGCGACCAUCAAACAGCCUCAAGCACAAAGCACGACAGCACUUCACCAAGGCAGAGCAGCUACAACCUCCCGCGAUGGCCGAGCGGCCAAGUGAGGUCCACCACAGCACGAGCUCGAGCAAUACCAUCAACGCGUCAAUCAACACCCAUCCACGGGCCACCGCGUCCAAGCAAAGCUCUCAGCAUGCCACUCCCUCGGCCAGCGAUGGAGGUCCUCCAAAACAACAAGUCAUUCUUGCUCUUGAGCAACAAAAGCGACGCAUCGAUCUCCGCAAGCAACAGCCAGCUCUUCCGGACCCUGAAAACUACCUUCGCCGUCCGGACAGCAUCCCAAAAACCCAGCUCGGUUAG
This is a messenger RNA of Zymoseptoria tritici IPO323, 918 nucleotides long. RefSeq lists its product as uncharacterized. The transcript has 2 exons. The record is from RefSeq and is a predicted model, not a curated record. Bases 1 to 918 code for a protein of 305 amino acids. Lineage: Eukaryota; Fungi; Ascomycota; Dothideomycetes; Mycosphaerellales; Mycosphaerellaceae.